Messenger RNA from Aspergillus novofumigatus IBT 16806, 3393 nucleotides. Its product is annotated as guanine nucleotide exchange factor. Gene Ontology annotation, cellular component: plasma membrane. The coding region runs from base 1 to 3393 and encodes 1130 amino acids. Lineage: Eukaryota; Fungi; Ascomycota; Eurotiomycetes; Eurotiales; Aspergillaceae. Gene Ontology annotation, biological process: positive regulation of GTPase activity; Ras protein signal transduction. The transcript is spliced from 4 exons. Gene Ontology annotation, molecular function: guanyl-nucleotide exchange factor activity; protein binding. The record is from RefSeq and is a predicted model, not a curated record.
AUGGAACCAAUGAAGCGACACAUUGCGCCGUUAAAAGUCGAAAAGACAAUCUCCUAUCCUUGCGGGUCGACCACUUCAGAGUCUGGAGACCCUUCUAGCAAUCAUUACUAUUCUACACAGCACAGUCUGCAGAUGUCACCACCUCUGACGCCUUACUGCGCAACCUCAUCCAAAGACAACAGCAUGGAUCGGACGGAGGCCCCCAGGACCGUCUUCCACAACUAUCUACGUGCAUUCUAUCCUUUCCAUCCGCCGGGAGAUGUUUCGCCAGAUACGAUUACUCUGCCAUUGGACCAAGGAGAUAUCAUUCUGGUACACUCGGUACACACCAAUGGCUGGGCUGACGGAACGCUUCUGGACACCGGAGCCCGAGGCUGGCUACCCACCAAUUACUGCGAAGCCUAUGACCAACUGCCCAUGAGACCCCUCCUGAAGGCAUUGACCGACUUCUGGGAUAUUAUCCGAGGUGGAUGCGGGUCGUCUCUUCGUGACUUUGGAAAUCAGGAUCUUGUAAGGGGCCUGAUUGCCGGAGUACGCUUCCUUCUGGAAAAAUCAGAAUGUCUCACCCGCGACUCGUUCCUUGUCCGAAGGCACGAGGGUCUGCGAAGAAACCGAAAAGCAUUGCUUUCGGACCUUACAGCGCUUGUUCGUACAACCAAGAGUUUCCAAGUGAUUGCUAGCGGAAAUCCCGUACAAGACGAGGUCGAGUACAUGGUCGAUGAGAUGCUCCUCAAGGCGUUCCGCGUCGUGACCCGCGGUGUGCGGUUUCUCGAUAUCUGGAACGAGGAGGUUGGUCUGAGUCGAACAAUCGCGGAGCUGGAGCAAACCAAGGAUUACGCUUCUCCCCUAACACCUGCAUCCGAGACAUUUGUCAUGUCGGAAAGGCCCGCCUCGGAAGCUGAGACCGAACGAAACGAGUCGCGGGUUCUCAACCGCAGCUGCAUGUCUAUGAGUCGCUGUUCCACCCGAGUGGACAUGUCUGAGCAGCCACGGCCCAUUUCCGUCGCCACAAAACGGAUAUCCAUCUCCCACCGGGUGUCUUACUCGGGACCAGCUGCAGCUUCCCGAAACCCGAAUCUCGCAUCGGAACGACUCAACGCCACGUACGAUGCUUUCCUCGGUGUGCUGGGUUCAUUCAUUGGUCUCCACCUGCAGUCUCGCUCCUCAACCGAGCUAGUCGUCACAACCGAGCAGGCUGUCCGGUCUUGCCGCGGUCUGCUCACUGUGGUCGAGGCUGUCUGUGAACACGACUCUCAAGGCAGUGCGCUCCUCGAGCGCGCCAAGGAUACGAUGUAUGAGCGACUGUCCGAGCUCGUUUUCGCUGCACGGGACGCCUUCCGACCCGCCCAGUCCCCCGACGACGAGCUUGUCUUCAUGCCCGAUGAAGGAAAGCGACUGGUCGACGCCGCCACCGACUGCGUCCGAGCGGCAGGGAACUGUCUGGCCAAAGCUCGCCUGGUGCUGGAGCAGGUUGGAGAUUUCGAACUCGAGGCACUGCCGCAAGACGUUGCGACGCCAUUGGUUGAUCCCCAGAACGCAGAUCUCGACUUCUCCCCUCCCACCCCAGGUCUCACCGAUGAUACCACUCCAUCUUCUUCUUUCAAUUCCCGCACACUCAGCAGCCCCACCAUUGCCGCAAAUGACGAGGCGCCAUUGCCAUCCGCUAGCAUCCCUCCCUCCAGCCCAGCGAAGUCCUCAUUCUCCUCGUCUUAUGAUGCGACCGCUGGUGUUAAGAUACUCGAGAACCGUAUCAGCCAUCCCAAGUCCGAGAUCGGUGAGACUUUUGGCCGUGGAGUGACCAGUACUGGAAGCAGCUUCACCUACCACAGCCACCUCCGUGACUCGGAAAUGAGUGGAGUGUCUCAAACUUCUACUCGCGCCACAUCUCCAGACAUUGGCAGCUGCUACCAGGCUCCAUCGCUCAAGAGCUGUGUCAGCCACUCGACGCUGGCGGAGGAGGGAGAGGAGACCGAAGUAAAUAUUCUGGAGAAGACAUAUGCGCAUGAAUUGAUCUUCAAGGAUGGUCAAGUCAUGGGCGGCAGCCUUCGGGCGCUGAUCGAGAAGCUCACCUCUCAUGGAUCGACGCCAGACGCGAUGUUCGUCUCCACCUUUUACCUCACCUUCCGUCUAUUUGCGACGCCGCUGGAGUUUGCCGAGGCCCUUGCUGAUCGGUUUGACUACAUUGGUGAUACCCGCACGCCGCGGGCCCCGUGCGGUUGGCUGGAGUCACACUGGCGGCAUGACUGCGAUGACUCGGCUCUGGAUUUUAUUGUCAACUUUGCCAACACUACUUUGAUGCAAUCCCUCCCCUCCGCAGGAAAACGCCUUCUGGAACUGGCGGACAAGGUUUCGACGCUCCAGGGACCCGUCGUGCCCCGUCUCAUCUCGUCCAUGGGAAAGACCAACACCGCAACCGCACAAUAUGUGCACCCGGACACCCCUCUCCCCUCUCCCAUUCUCAGCAAGAAGGAGGUGAACCUGCUGAAACAGUGGAAGAACGGCGAGGCUGCGAUCAGCAUCCUGGACUUUGAUCCAUUGGAGCUGGCCCGUCAGCUCACCAUCAAGGAGUCACGCAUCUUCUGCGCCAUUCUUCCCGAGGAGCUGUUGGCGACGGAGUGGAUGAAAAAGAGCGCUUCACUGGCCGUCAAUGUCCGUGCCAUGUCGACUUUGUCCACCGAUCUCGCCCAUCUGGUGGCUGAUUCCAUCCUGCAGCUGGAGGAACCGAAGAAGCGGGCGGCUAUCAUCAAGCAGUGGGUCAAGAUUGCUAAUAAGUGCCUGGAACUCAAUAACUAUGACACUUUGAUGGCCAUUAUCUGCUCUCUGAACUCAUCAAUGAUCUCGCGUCUGAAGCGGACCUGGGAGGUUGUAUCGCAGAAGACCAAAGCCACUCUCGAGACCCUACGGGGCAUCGUGGAUGUGUCGCGCAACUAUGCUGUCCUGCGGCAGAGACUGCAGACCCAUGUUCCGCCAUGUCUUCCUUUCGUCGGCACCUACCUCACAGACCUGACGUUCGUGGACCACGGGAACCAGCCGCUGCGAAGCCUGCCUACCGAUGACGGUGAGAUGACCGUCAUCAACUUUGACAAGCACAUGAAGACCGCCAAGAUCAUCAGCGAGCUCCAGCGGUUCCAGAUACCCUACCGUCUCAUCGAGGUUCCCGAACUUCAGACCUGGAUGCAGAACGAGCUGGUGCGGGUGCGUUCCAAUGGCGAAAAGAGCCUGCAGACUUUCUAUCGUCGCUCUCUCAUUCUGGAGCCGCGCGAGAUCACGCCGCGGCCGACUUUGCAGCCAGAGUCUAGCGCCUCCUCUAUCAUGGAGAACGCCAAGGACAAAUUUGACCUCUUCGCUUGGACUCAUCCUUCCAAGGCCAAGUCGGUCACUACCAAUGGUUGA